CUGCGGCCCCAGGCGGAGCCGCUCGCGCCCCACGACGUCUUCAUCGCGGUGAAGACCACCAAAAAGUUUCACCGCGCGCGCCUCGACCUGCUGCUGGAGACCUGGAUCUCGCGCCACAAGGAGAUGACCUUCAUUUUCACCGACGGGGAGGACGAGGCACUGGCCAGGCGCACGGGCAACAUGGUCAACACCAACUGCUCAGCUGCCCACAGUCGCCAGGCCUUGUCCUGCAAGAUGGCAGUGGAGUAUGACCGCUUCAUCGAGUCGGGGAGGAAGUGGUUCUGCCAUGCGGACGAUGACAACUAUGUGAACGUGCGGGCCCUGCUCCGCCUGCUGGCCAGCUACCCACACACCCAGGACGUUUACAUCGGCAAGCCCAGCCUGGACAGGCCCAUCCAGGCCACAGAGAGGGUCGGCGAGAAUAAGAUACGUCCCGUCCACUUCUGGUUUGCCACCGGUGGGGCUGGCUUCUGCAUCAGCCGCGGGCUGGCCUUGAAGAUGAGCCCGUGGGCCAGUGGGGGCCACUUCCUGAGCACAGCCGAACGGAUCCGGCUGCCCGACGACUGCACCAUCGGCUACAUCGUGGAGGCCCUGCUGGGCGUGCCGCUCAUCCGCAGCGGGCUCUUCCACUCCCACCUGGAGAACCUGCAGCAGGUGCCGGCCUCGGAGCUGCACGAGCAGGUGACCCUGAGCUACGGCAUGUUUGAAAACAAGCGGAAUUCCGUCCACGUUAAGGGGCCCUUCUCGGUGGAGGCUGACCCGUCCAGGUUCCGCUCCGUCCACUGCCGCCUGUACCCGGACACGCCCUGGUGUCCUCGCACCGCCACCUUCUAGCAGCCUUGGCUGAGACCCGUCCCUGGGCGCCCCUGGUAUCCAAAGGGCCCGGGGACCCUGUAGUGCCACCGUGGCCUUGUCGCCGGAGGCUCCCCAGGGCAUGCCUCCAUGUGUGUGUGCCGUGUGCCCAUGUGCGUAGCAGACUGCCGGGCAGCUCUGCUCUGCCGAGGGGCAGGCGAGUGCCGCUUGUCUGCCUUUCCAGGCUCCACGGGUGGCCGGGCUCCGGAGCCUGUGUCCCCUGGAAGGGUUCGGAUGUCACGGGUCACUCUGAGGGCCGUUCCGCGUUAUCACUGUCGAGCCUUUGGCCGUGUGGGACCAGGGUCUGCUCCACAGGGUGUGGGGGGGCCUCCCUCUCCCCGCGGAGUGCAGGCCCUGGGCGGCGCCUCUGCGCCUGCGACUCUGCCCCGCCCCCCUGCAGAGCCCCCGGGACAGUCGAGGACCGGGCAGGCGUGGUCCGGCCGCUGCCCGGGUCCCGUGGCCCCAUCAAGCCCCCAGUGGCCAUGUGGCCGGCUGGGUGGGGGUCUUCUCUUUGUCUCCCCAAGAUGGGGAGUCAGAGCUGAGAUUUAACCUACUCUCCAAAGUAGAGAGACAGUCGCCCAUAGUGGGCGUGUCUGUAAAUAUUGUGACAGUAUUUUUUUACUGUGCUUGUUUUUCAAAAGGGGGUGGGUAAAAGUAGGGUGUUUUUGUCUUCAUUUGGGGGGAGCAGGGCAGGGUGUUAUUUUAUCUCUUCUGUGGAUUAGAAAAAGCAGAAGCCGCCCUUGCGAUUGUCUUUGCGGCUGAAGCUGGACGUGUCUGACACCCACGUAUUUAUGUGUCCCCUCGUCUGGCCUCUCCUGUGCCCUCCUGCAUCGGCCCUGUGUCCCGCCGGCCCAGCAUGGCACACCUGGUCCGGGCGUAUGUUCUGUCUUCUGUUUUUCUUUCUGCAAAGACAUAGUUAGGAAAGUGAACAAUAAGGGAAAAGUUCUCAGGGAUUGCAGUGUGGUUGCUAUGGUGACGUCCUUUGCUGUGAAUAAAGGUGCUCUUUGGGGCUACCCGGGGGUCUGGGUCUUGGCUGGAAGUUGAGGCUGAGCUGCAGGCCCGUCCGAGGUGGCUCCAGGGGGCUGGGAACUCAGCCCUUUGCUCUCGUGUGGGGAGGUGUGUAGAGAAGCCUCACGCGCACUAUUGCGAAGGGAACUUGGGAUCGAAAUGGCUACGUUUAGGUGCCUGGGAGGCACAGCCAGCCCAGGACAUGGCCAUACAGCCCUGGACACAGUCAUACAGUCAGGUCACGGGAUUUAGGUCCCACCAAGGAGGGGCCCUGAGGCUCACAACUUCGGCCUGUGCCGACCAGGCCCAGCAGGGGGGAUGGAGAUUUGCUGUGGCCUGGCCGGGGCCCUCCUUACCUGGCUUCAUCCCUGUCAUGUGCCAGCAGAGGCCACAUUUCUGUCUUCUUUUGCACAUGGGGAAAGUGAGGCUCAUAGCGGGCAAGACCCAAGGGCAGGCAGCUGGGGUAGUAAAGAGCUCAAAACUCAGAGGCCGGGCGGGCCUCGGGCCUGCCAUGCCCGGUCCUGCCAUGCUCGGCCGCCCCUCUGCGGGGCUCGGGCCCCGUGCCCGCCUGGACGGGCAGGCGGGGGUCAGGCUGCCCUGUUUCCUUCAGGGAACAGCUCUUCCUGGGGCCCUUCUUCCCCACAGGGAGCCAGGCGGGGAAGUCCCUGGCCACCCCCUCGGCAGCAGCCUGGGGAGCCCUCACUUCCUCUUCCUCACUCCACCUCUGACCUCUCGGGGGAGCCCGGCCUGCAGGGCGGCGGGGUGGUGGCCCCCCUGUGGACCUGGGGCUCCAGGCUCCUCAUUCCACGCCCGCACUGUACUCUAAGCCCAGCUUCGACUUAUCAGAAAGCUAAGUCAUUUGGCUUCCUCUUUCUAUAAGUGGCCUGAGACGGCUUCUGAGAAUCAUCUGCUAUUCACUUGACCCAGAAAUCCCCACGAAAUCACGCAAAGCCAAAGGUUCACAUCUUCGUAUCCGCUUUAAGAACGCGCAUGCAACCGCCCAGGCCAUCGAAGGCUGCACAUCUGAAAAGCCGCCGGGUGCCUGAGGGAUGUCCCUUCACAGACGCGAUGGCGUCAUUCUGUCCUAGCAGCGGUGGGGUCGGUAGGGAUGCCAGGCUGCAUGGGCUGGAUGCGGGGUCGGAGGCCCCAAAAGAGAGCUCAGAACUGCAGAGGGGGCGCUGGGCGCUGGCCGGUAACCAGGCCCCAGGGGGCAAAUGGCUGCCUGGACUCCCGGCCACACGGAGCCAAUCACACUGGAAAAAGCAGCUCGUCCCUAAACCAGAAGACAGGUUGCCCAGGAGAGAAAGAUGUCCCAGAAGAAGCCAGAGACACAGGAGUAAUCUCAGCAUCAAAUAAAUGCUAAUAAACGUGGGG
Pteropus alecto (black flying fox) is the source of this 3234-nucleotide messenger RNA. It is a transcript of the gene LFNG, whose product is annotated as LFNG O-fucosylpeptide 3-beta-N-acetylglucosaminyltransferase. The coding region runs from base 124 to 834 and encodes 236 amino acids. Gene Ontology annotation, biological process: regulation of Notch signaling pathway. The record is from RefSeq and is a predicted model, not a curated record. Gene Ontology annotation, cellular component: membrane. Gene Ontology annotation, molecular function: O-fucosylpeptide 3-beta-N-acetylglucosaminyltransferase activity. The transcript is spliced from 8 exons. NCBI's taxonomy places the organism in Eukaryota, Metazoa, Chordata, Mammalia, Chiroptera, Pteropodidae.